AUGCUAUUUAAGGGAUUGGAAUUUAGAUUAAAGUGGGUUUUGAAGAUCAUCAUUUUAAAUUAAUUCUUAAUUAUCUGGAUAGAGAAACAACAAUAUUAAGAGUUUGUAGAGAGAUAUAAUUAUUGUAAAUUCAGAUACGCAGAGGUGACUAAAUUUUAUAAAAGUAAUUCUAUUAAUUACAUCAAAAGGGUCAAAUUUUAUGAUAUUUAUCAAUUUAUUUUCUUAUUAUAAUAUUUAUGAUUAAUAAGCUAAAAAUAGUAUAACAAUUUGUUAAAAAUUUGAAUAAUAAUAAAAAUUCAGUUUGGAAAAGAGUGAAUAACAUCAUAUAUGUGGUCCCAAGCAACUAAACUCUUCAUUUCUGACCUCUAAAAUAUAGAAUAUAAUAUUAAAAGAAAAUAAAUGGGAAAUUAUGAUUGAAUGGCAAGAUGAAUCUAAUAAUUAAAAUGAAAAAGAGGAUUUUGUAAUUAAUUAAUUUAGAGAUAUAAUUUCAAAUUAUUCCUAAUCGAUUGUCUUUAAUACUUUUAUCAAACCAUAUCGAAUUGCCAAAAAGAACUAAUGUCUAAAAUUAUUUUUUUCAAUAAGAAAAUUUUGUAGUGAAAUAUAGAAUAGUUGGAUUGCUAUUCUAAAGAAUUAAAGAAAACAUUAAUUGAAUAGAUUGGAAGUCAAAUAUAUAUAGAUCUAAGUUAUGAAAUUUAAUAUUUGCAAAAAAAGUAAAUACUUUAAAAUACUAUAAAUUUUAUAGUGCAGCAUAAAGAGAUGCGGAUUAGAUCGUAAAUUAAGAAAUAAAUUUAGAUGA
Molecule: messenger RNA, 796 nt
Organism: Paramecium octaurelia
Lineage: Eukaryota; Ciliophora; Oligohymenophorea; Peniculida; Parameciidae
Source: the annotation of a GenBank genome assembly